AUGUCGUCUUCUUCGCAUAAAGAAUUGCUACGAUGCCCCUUUUGCCGUUACGGCAGCCAUGACUUCGGCGUCCUCGACCGACAUGUCCGGAAAUCCCAUGCUGACCAGCGACGGCAGGAGGAGGAUCAGCGGUCUUCGGAAGCUUCUUCUCAUUCAGGCACCACUGACCUAGACGACUUCGAGCUGGCACAGGUACUGGCAUUCAAAGAAAAUGGCCUCCCUCCCGAACUUGCCUUGUCUGAUCGCCCGAGUCUUCCUGCCUGUAAUGGCGUGGCAAGGGAGGAAACUGCGAGGAAUCAUGCUCCUAGUCCCUCUCCCUCUACAGAACUUGAAGCCGACGAAGAGCCUUGGGUGGGAUGUGUUUGUGGUGAACGUGUCCAUUUCCUCGAGCUUGACGCCCAUGCCGACAUGCAUGCUCAAGAGAAUCUGUCUAUGGACGAGGCGGAGUUGCCGUCCAACCUGGAGCAGGCGAUCCUUGCACCAUCUGCUCGACAUCCGGUAGAGGACAUUUCCAACUCUUUUUCCACCAGUAUUUCUAGUUCGCUUCGGAACCAUGACCACUUGCAAGCCAGUGCCUCUCCUCGUAGCAACAAGCGGAGAGUUCCUUCUCUUAGGGAGAUUUUCUUGGGUACUCCUGCGUCACCAAAGCGAAAGUCUCCUUACAAAGCCGUAUCAGCAAAGCAGGGCAAGACGAAACGUUUAGGGCGAUCGGAACUGGGCCCGUAUGCCCACGAACACGAAAUGCCGAAUUGGCUUCGCCGAAUGCUUGAAGAGGGUGCCAAGGUCACAGUCACUAACAGAACCGGACCAGGAGGCUCCAUCAUCAGAUUCGAAAGCGUUGCCAACGAAACCCCGGACCUUGUUCCCAUUCUUGCGCGACUGUCUGAUUGGGACAGGGGCGUCGAACGAGCAUUCUACUGCAGCCCUGCAGUGACCUAUGUAUGCAAGUUGCCCAAGGAGGGAGGAUUUUGUGGCUAUCGUAACAUCCAAAUGCUCAUUUCUUACAUUCGCGAUGGCAAUGCUCCUGGCGCGGAACAUUUUCCAGGGCGGCGUCUCCCUUCGAUCCUGAAGCUUCAAGACAUGAUCGAACGUGCUUGGGACAAGGGUUUUAAUUCGAGUGGACGAGUGGAAACGGGCGGAAUCAGACUGACGAGGAAAUACAUUGGGACCCCCGAAGCACAGGCAUUGUUUAUGAGUUUGGACGUGCCAUGUGAAGCGACGGCAUAUGCUACCACAAAAGAUGCCCAAGCCUACGAGACGAUGCUCUGUGCAGUGUGCGAGUACUUUGAUGAUGAUCAAACCAAGGACAGAGCGGAGAAAGUGGUCAUCACCAGCAAGCCACCCAUAUACUUUCAGCACCAUGGCCAUUCUAUGACCAUUGUCGGGGUGGAGAGCCGGCUGGAUGGAUCUGUCAAUCUGGUCGUUUUCGACCCGAUGUUCAAUCCCAGCCCUGCUCUCAAGAAACUUGCCCUCUCGGGUUCGGCUUCUUUCCGUUGCGCUAGUCCGGAGAAGUUACUGAAAGCCUACCGCCGAGGAGAACGAUACCUUGAGAAAUAUCGAGAUUUUGAAUUGCUGAAGCUGAAAUAG
Messenger RNA from Exophiala dermatitidis NIH/UT8656, 1587 nucleotides. RefSeq lists its product as uncharacterized. The transcript has 2 exons. Bases 1 to 1587 code for a protein of 528 amino acids. The record is from RefSeq and is a predicted model, not a curated record. NCBI's taxonomy places the organism in Eukaryota, Fungi, Ascomycota, Eurotiomycetes, Chaetothyriales, Herpotrichiellaceae.